Molecule: messenger RNA, 318 nt
Organism: Dibothriocephalus latus
Lineage: Eukaryota; Metazoa; Platyhelminthes; Cestoda; Diphyllobothriidea; Diphyllobothriidae
Source: the annotation of a GenBank genome assembly
AUGUGUACUGACCUCACACUUGCUUGCAAUCUGCUAGCCAAAAAACCAGUUUCACUGCAGCCGGAAAAUAAGACCAUGAUUGACGAGAAGACCCUGCUAUAUUGUGCUUACGGGAGCCAAACGCAGGUUGUGGGCGUGGUUCAGCUCGACAUUUUCUUGGGACCCACAACUCGCAGCGGAAACACCACCAGCAAAAGCUCCCAGCUGUCCUUCGACGAGGAAUCCCUACUCGGCGGUAGGUACUUUGUGACCUGCGUAGUGAUAGUUGGAGGCCGACCGUGGUGGGCAAGUAUCCGCGAAGUGGGCUUUUAUGGUUAG